Molecule: messenger RNA, 1906 nt
Organism: Seriola aureovittata
Lineage: Eukaryota; Metazoa; Chordata; Actinopteri; Carangiformes; Carangidae
Exons: 3
Coding region: 1-1032 (343 amino acids)
Source: RefSeq, a predicted model, not a curated record
AUGCGUCACAUCACCAGCAUGUUCUCGCUCAGCAACCAAAUAAUUCCCCAACUCCUGACAGUGGGAAAGCUGUGUGCAGGUCACAGCAGCAGCCCCCCCUCCAGCAGCGCCAGCCUUGCCCAGAAGAAUCCUCCCCCUCUUGCUGAGGGGAACAGCGUGGUCCGGCCAAACUGCAUCAGCCCACAUCCCUGCACCCAGACCACACAUCCAGAUAGGUCAGGGAUGAAGAGAAGAGUUGAUGAUGAAGAAGGGGAACUAAACAAAAAAUCUCAUCUGUCCAAAAGGUUCAAGUCUGCAUUGGAUCACCGUCAGCACAAACAUGCUGCUCCAACCAACUCCAGCAGGAGCAGCCAGGAUUGUGACAAUUACACCCGGGCCAGCACUGCUUUGAGGAACCACCUGAACACGACCCUCCACUCCGCCACCGAUGCACAUCCCACCAGAAGAAACCAGACCCAAAGUUCGGUCAGGUCAAGCAUUAAGAGGAGGAUGGCUGAUGGUGAAGAUACAGACCAUCAAAAAUCUAAGACUCAGUACUAUGAAAGGUCAGACAGGAAGAAGUUCCAGGAUGCUCUUCCCAUCCAUCCACCUCAAGCUACAGCAGCCAGACCCAGAUUUUGUGUCUCACCAAGGGUUAAGAGGAAGAUGGCUCUUUCCCUGACUCUCUCUCUGACCACUACAAGAGGUCAGAUCAUGAGAAAAAGAGGGCCAGAAAAAUGGCAUGCAGGCAGAUCCACUUCCAGCAGCCGCCAUGUUCCGUCUGAUCGGAGGAGCAGGCCGGCCAAACAUCACCACCACAGUGCACAUCCGUCAUGCAGAACCCAAACUGAGAGUCGGGCUCAGUCAGAAUUGAAAAGAAAAGCGUCUGAUGAAAAUGUGCGGCCUAGAAAAAUAGCUUCUUAUCCUCUGAGCCCUGGUGAGAUAAUGACCAAAAGAGAUGCACAGCGGGCAGCGGCAGAAGAUGUAAGACAGGGUACUCUAGGAGGAUGUUACAUUCUCUACCCUGCUGGUUAUGAUGUUUAUGAUAUGUAAUAAUGAUAUGUAUAAUUUAUGAUAUGUAAAUUAUAUGACAUGUAUAUUAUUCUUCAUGUUGUCUUGCAAGGAUGAUGUGUUUUUGUAGGCACAGGAAACUUGACCAUCACAAGAAACUUUAGAAUGGGUUCAUUGAUGUCACACAAUGCCCCGACCCAGAAGGCUUUGCUCUUUGUAACAUUUCUGACAUGGCGAGGGUCUGUUCAUUUAGUCCAGUAAUAACCACUCGACAGGGAGGCAUCACUACAAACCACUAUGCCCCACUUCACUGCCAGAUUGAAAAAUAGCUUUGCAAAGAAGACAGUUUCCAAAGCCAUGUUGCCAUAGUGACAGAGGCACUCUGCCCCCCUCAUUUUAAUUUUGGUGAUCUCAAGUGGCUGAUUUUUAUGGCAUUUGUGGACCAUUUUUUUCUUUAGGAGGAUAAGCCACCUGUGUUUAAGUAUCCUUUAGGAAGAAUAGUGUCGGUUGCUUCAGUGAUAAAACAAAUCUGAUUAUCCAUGACCUUCUUUGCCUCAUGGGAGAUGGUAAACAACAGUCAGGUGUCUAGUAUUCAUCAGCCACUCUGCUUAGUGUAUCACAUAACACUGACACGCUGAAUUCAGUGGUUCCCCCAGAUAAAGCCUGACGGGGAGGAUGGAGAAUCCUCGUUUCUGCUGUGAUAACAUUAGAAUCAUUCGAUGCUGGAGAAUUUAAAGUUGUAGAAAUUUUCAAAAAGACAGCUGUUUUUUAAUCUUUGGUGUUUUAUUGUAGAUUAUAAGUGGAAUAAGAAGAGUCCUGCAAAGUUAAGAGGUUAACUGUGUGUACAUAUGUGUGAAUACUUAACUGGAUAAACAUUGUAAAUAUAUUUUUAGUAAAUUAACUCACAUAUACACUA